This is a messenger RNA of Lactuca virosa, 1293 nucleotides long. Lineage: Eukaryota; Viridiplantae; Streptophyta; Magnoliopsida; Asterales; Asteraceae. The record is from the annotation of a GenBank genome assembly.
AUGACAUCUCUUCGAUUUAGCUCUUUCUCCACUGGCACCGGACUAUCUCCGCCGAACGUCAGAAUCACCCGGUGUCCAAAGCCUCUGUUUGUCCGCUGCUCUAACGGAGAUGCUUCUCCGCCGUCGAUGGCCGAUAGCUCUGACUUCGAUGCCAAAGUUUUUCGUCAUAAUUUGACUAGAAGCGACAACUACAACCGGAAAGGGUUCGGGCGUAAAGCGGAGACUCUUGACCUCAUGAAUCAAGAGUACACCAGUGAUAUCAUAAAGACAUUGAAGGAGAACAAUUACGUAUACACAUGGGGAAAUGUUACUGUGAAGCUUGCAGAAGCUUAUGGCUUUUGCUGGGGUGUUGAACAUGCCAUUCGACUUGCUUAUGAAGCAAGGAAACAGUAUGAUGAUGAGAAGAUUUGGAUCACAAACGAAAUCAUUCACAAUCCUACUGUUAAUAAGAGGCUAGAAAAGAUGGAGAUUAAAGACAUCCCCAUUAAAGAUGGAGAGAAACAGUUUGAUGUGAUUGAUAAAGGAGAUGUUGUGGUUUUGCCUGCUUUUGGGGCUGCAGUCAAUGAGAUGUUGACUUUGAAGAAUAAACAAGUUCAAAUAGUAGAUACAGCAUGUCCUUGGGUAUCUAAGGUAUGGAAUAGUGUUGAAAAGCACAAGAAAGGGGAUUAUACUUCUAUAAUUCAUGGGAAAUAUUCCCAUGAAGAGACCAUAGCAACAGCAUCUUUUGCAGGAAAGUAUGUCAUUGUGAAGAAUAUGGAUGAGAAAUUCAAAUAUGCAAUUUCUAAGGAUUUUAAUCCAGAUAUGGAUCUUGUGAAAGCCGGUGUAGCAAACCAAACUACAAUGCUCAAAGGAGAAACUGAGGAGAUUGGGAAAUUACUAGACAAGACUAUGAUGCGUAAAUAUGGAGUAGAAAAUAUCAAAAAUCACUUCAUAAGUUUCAACACCAUUUGUGAAGCUACUCAAGUGCGACAAGAUGCAAUGUAUAAAUUGGUGGAUGAAAACUUGGAUGUUAUGUUGGUGGUUGGUGGAUGGAAUUCAAGCAACACUUCACACCUACAAGAAAUCGCAGAGGAUCGUGGCAUUCCAUCUUAUUGGGUCGAUAGUGAACAAAGAGUGGGUCCCGGAAAUCACAUAACUUAUAAAUUAAUGCAUGGUGAGUGUGUUGAGAAGAGAAAUUGGCUACCGAAAGGACAUGUAACAAUUGGUGUCACAUCUGGUGCAUCCACUCCUGAUAAGGUUGUUGGAGAUGUUCUAAUGAAGGUAUUUGAGAUCAAACGUGAAGAAAUAAAUUAA